This is a messenger RNA of Corylus avellana, 1574 nucleotides long. Its product is annotated as nuclear transcription factor Y subunit A-4. Gene Ontology annotation, molecular function: DNA-binding transcription factor activity. Lineage: Eukaryota; Viridiplantae; Streptophyta; Magnoliopsida; Fagales; Betulaceae. The record is from RefSeq and is a predicted model, not a curated record. Gene Ontology annotation, biological process: regulation of DNA-templated transcription.
AGGCGAGGACGCUUUGGGAUGGUGCUGGACCUGGCAGUGGUGGGUGAGGGUGUGUGUUUUUAUAUUCCGGGGAAUCUGUGAAUCUUCGGUGGUUGUUCCAGUAAAGCCAAAGGUCAAGAAAGAGAGGGACUCGUACGGACGACGCAACAGAGAAGCAUAGAAGAAAUAAGAGAGAGAGAGAGAGAGAGAGAGAGAGUGUGUGUGUGUUUGUGUGUAUUGGUUUCAAACCUCAAGAGAGGAGACAUGUCCAAGAACAUCCCAACAACACUGUUCCUUGCUUCUUCUUCAUGUCUAGGUAGAUCCCAAAGGUGAUCCCAAAAUGAUCCAAAAGGAACCUGCUUAUUGGUAAGGAUCUUAUGGCUUUUGCAUCAUAUUCAGGAGACAUUGGUAAACUUGAAGGCUAUGAACAGCAAACUCCGUCAUCUUUAUCGAAGAAUGCAAACUUGAAAGGGAUCUCCACCUAAAUUUUAUCACGAUACAAAACAUUUAGGUCUUCAACUACCAGGACUAGGAAUCGUCCACAAUUCAGUUGACUGGUCAAUCUCACCUUAAAAUGGGUGCUAUGAGAGGGACCAAUUCUCAAGAUCAAUGCAUUUCAUCAGAAUCUGAUCAAGAUGAAGGUUGUGUCAAGGGCGUGGAAGGUCAAAUGAAGCCAUUUUUCUUCUUGAACAAUUCAGAUAUGAUGUUCAAUCCUUCUCAAGUUGGUCAUAGCCAUGCGAUGGCUCGAGUUUCGUAUCCAUUUGUUGAGCCAUACUUUGGUGGAUUAUUCACUCCUUAUGGGCCACAGGCUAUUAUUCAACCCCAGAUGGUGGGGAUAGCACCUGCACGAGUCCCACUGCCGCUUGAUUUUACGGAUGAUGGACCCAUUUAUGUCAAUCCGAAACAGUACCAUGGAAUCCUCAGAAGGAGACAGUCACGUGCAAAGCUUGAGGCUCAAAACAAACUUGUCAAAACUCGGAAGCCAUAUCUGCAUGAGUCUCGGCAUAGACAUGCGAUAAAUCGGGUUAGGGGAUCUGGUGGACGCUUUGUCAGCACAAGAAAGCUCAAAAAUUCCGAUAGGUCGAGCACUAGUAGCACCCAUUGCGUCUCAGACUCUAAUGUCUUUCAUCCAAGUGAAAGUAUAUCCGAGUGUGAUAAUCAUCAAUUUGGAACUGGUCAACAUGUUGCUUCCCUUACAACCUGCUCUGACACCAACAGUGUUGCCGAUGGAAACGGUGACAACAUCUUUCAGCAGCCAGGACGCAGGUUCUCAUGCAUCGCACCCCACAUGGGCGGAGCCAUGCAAUGCAAUGGAUGCCUCAUGUCCGGUGGCGCCCGACACCCUGCUUCAGUUGUCCGGUGAGACAUGGGAAUACACAAGACCAUCUCACUGGUCAGGCAACUCAUCCUUGGCUGUGUCACUUUCUGUAUGUUUCAUGCUUGUUUUGCAACAUGAACUAAUAUGCCACAAUGUACAAAGACCUCGCUACUUGCUUUGUGCUUGUAAGUCUAGUUUGCUAAUACAUUGCUUUGGUUGUUAUUAUCCAACUCUUUGAACAUUAUUAAAAUAUUAAUUAAAUAAUUUACUUCGCUAA